Alosa alosa (allis shad) is the source of this 2105-nucleotide messenger RNA. It is a transcript of the gene dync2i2, whose product is annotated as dynein 2 intermediate chain 2. The transcript has 10 exons. Lineage: Eukaryota; Metazoa; Chordata; Actinopteri; Clupeiformes; Clupeidae. Gene Ontology annotation, molecular function: dynein heavy chain binding; dynein light chain binding. The record is from RefSeq and is a predicted model, not a curated record. Gene Ontology annotation, biological process: intraciliary transport. The coding region runs from base 167 to 1672 and encodes 501 amino acids. Gene Ontology annotation, cellular component: cytoplasmic dynein complex; ciliary plasm.
AUAAUAAAGCGGAAGUUUUGGUCAGGAGCACAGCAGCCGAUCAGCCAAACACGCUACAUCAACACACAUUCUCUUGUUUCCAUGGGAAGAGAUUUAAGUUAUUUGUGUUAGCAUUUUGUCUGUUUUGCAAAGCUAAAGAUGGGGUAUCAUUGUGAAAUUAGGUAUAAUGUUUACGGAUGAAACUUUGGAUUCGGUUGGCACCGAAUCAUCAUGGAGAAGAUCACUUCAGUCUGUGCAGGAGUCGAGGAGCUGUCAAACAUUACCACUGCACACCGCAGAGGCUGAGGUACAGGCGCUACAUGUUACGAAUAAUGGCACACAGACCGAUGCACAGGACUGCUUUGCUGAAUACCACGAGACGAGCGGUGACCACCCUGGCUUAAAGGAAUUCUUGGAUGGAAUCGAGGAAAUGGUCAUCAAAGAGCUGAUAAAGAAUUCGAGGAGCCAUGCUUUCGAUGGGUUUGAAGUAAAUUGGGUUGAUCACAAAGAAACGGUAGCCUGUAUUCAUCGACUUCAACAUCCAGACGCCCAGUCAAGAGGGCUCCAAGUCACCAGUUUGUCUUGGAGUUGCACAGGCUCGGUCAUUGCUUGUGCCUUUGGCCGAGUGGAUGAUGGUGACUGGAACACAGAAAGAUGCUUUGUGUGCACCUGGAACUUGGAUCGAAGAGGCUUAAACCCCAAGCGGCCUGACUUGACCAUAGAUGUGGCCAGUGCUGUCAUGUGCUUGUCCUUCCAUCCCCAGCGUCCUUCUCUGAUAGCAGGUGGGCUGUACAGUGGAGAGGUUGUGGUGUGGGACACAAGCCGCACACAAGACCCCAUCCUGGCCCAGACUGGCAUGUCUGCAGAUACUCACAGGGAGCCAGUGUAUCAGGUGCACUGGGUUCCUGGCUCCCGCAGAGGGGAGCUGGAUGUGAUGAGUGCAGGCUCAGGAGGCCGAGUCCUGCAGUGGCGAGUGGAGGGAGUGGAGGGCAGGCUGGUGCUGGCCUCUGGAUAUGCCCUGGUUCGACAGCAGGUGCCCAUGAUCAAUACACUGAGCAAGGCAAGAGGUGGCAGCAGCAUAGGGGUCACAGCCCUCGCCCUCUCUCCUUGGGACCUGGACUCCUUCCUGGUGGGCUCCGAAGGGGGUCUGGUCCUCAAAUGCGCCUUCUCCAGUCAGACAGUGUCUGCAGCACUCCCUGAUGGCGAGAGUGUGACACUACGGGCUCCUGCCCAGUUCUGUUUCUCGCCCAGCAGUGGCCCUGUCCACUCCCUGCACUGCUCACCAUUUCACAGGAACCUGUUUGUGAGCGGAGGGACAGAUGGCCUGGCCCACCUCCACAGCCUGCUCCAGGCUGAGCCCCUGCUGGCUCUGCGGGUGUGUGACUCAUCAUACGUGUUUGCAGUGCGCUGGUCUCCAACACGCCCACUUGUUUUCGCAGCAGCCACAGGACAAGGUUUGGUACAGAUUUUUGACCUGGGUCGGCGGUCACUGAGAGCUGCUACCACGAUUGACCAGGAGACUGGUGGCAAACCUGUGUACUGUCUAGAGUUCAACCCACGGCAGACCCACCUUCUAGCAGCAGGAAACGGAGAUGGCACCAUCAACAUCUGGCAGCUCAGUGGCAACCUGACAGAGCAGGGGCCCAGAGAGACAGCCCAGCUGGAGCAGCUAGCCAAUGAGGUGGCAGACUGAGCCGGGGAGCCCCAAGAACCAGCGCUGUUAUUUACAUCCAUCAAGAACACUAAGGGCUACUGCCUGUUGACACAGGAGGAUGGACACUGAGGUGUCCCAUUGUGUUCUUAUCUGGUCAGCGUUCCUACUCUUAACACUCACACGCCCUUUUAUCCACCCCUAAACUAUUCCAGGUGUAAAACGAUUAGGCCUAGUUUACCCAAACACUAUUGUUAACUCAUUAUCGGGAAUGCUGGCUUUCUCUUUUUUUACUGGAAGCAGUCGAACACUUGAUGUAGUGGCCAGACUUGUAGGCCUUUGUGACCUUAAGUAUAAUGUCCUUUUAUGAAUAUUUUUAUAUAUAUCUAUAUAUCUCUAUGUGUGUGUGUUUAAAAAGAAACAAAUCUGGAAUCUGUUUUUUACAAGGAAAUAAAAGGCACGCCGUACAACUUUA